Parnassius apollo (apollo) is the source of this 1809-nucleotide messenger RNA. The record is from the annotation of a GenBank genome assembly. NCBI's taxonomy places the organism in Eukaryota, Metazoa, Arthropoda, Insecta, Lepidoptera, Papilionidae.
AUGUUUAUGGAACAUGAAAACAAGUACGCUUACAGUAUAAUGCAAAAUCAAGGAUAUGUAGUCAAAAUUAAUUUAGAAGAUAGUAGAAUGUUAACAGGAAAAGAUUCUAUACAAGAUUUGCUAUCUCAAGAUUGGUCCAAAAAAAUACCAAAAAAUAUUUUUGAAACUUUCCCUACCCUCGGAGCAUUAUGUGCUGAACAAAAACUAUGCAUAUCUGAUAAAAUAUUUGACGAUUUUAUUGACCACUUAACAGAUAACCUCAAAGUGGCUAGUGAAGAAGAAUUAAAGUCUAUAUUUUAUUCAUUACUGAAGUGGCCAGAAACAGAAUCCAUUAGAACUAGAAAUUACAUUGAAGUAUGGGCAGCUCUAGACGAUGAAUGUAUAAGAAGGAGUCAACAAUGGUCCUACGAUGAAAUGCUUACUUAUGUUACUCUGUUUUAUAUGCUCAAUGUAACACGGGUUAGUGACUUCUCAUACAAGUGUUUAAUGAAGUUAUCAGGAAAAGCAAAAAACUUAACACCUGCUCAACUUGUCACAACUAUGUUUUUUAUUGGAGUUCAACGAAAAUCACCUAAGUAUGUACAUAAUUUGGAGGUUUGCAUUACUGAACACUUUGAUAAAUUUACAAUUGACGAGCUUGCUAUAAUAUCUAUGGGAUUUUUUAAAAGCAAAACUCCUAUUAGGAAUAUGGAAUUAGUUGCAAAUUUAGCAAAUAAAAUUAUAGACCAUAGUUCAAGUAUCCAUGAAAUUUCUCUUGCAGCUUUGUUAAAAAUAAUCCGCUACUCAAUGAAAAUAACAACAGAUGAUACAAUAUAUAAGCUAUUGGAUACAUUGCAGUAUGAAGUACCAAGACUCUCAGUGAUGUGCAAUGUUCAUAUAGCAUUGGUAGGAACAUCCACACUAACUUUACACGAAGGUUGUUUAAAUGCUAUUGCUGACAUGCUGAGUACAUCAAUGUCUGAAACUAGGAUAAAAGAUUUGGAAAGAUUAGCGUUAACAUUUGGUACAUUUAAUUUCAAACCUCAGUCUGGAGAUUUUAUUUCUAAAAUGUUACAUGAAUUACGAAAACCAGAAAGAGAAAGUGAAUUUAAUUUACAUGGUAGAUCAUUUGCCUGUUGCAUAGCAUACUUAGGUUUAUUAGCAGUAUAUCCAAAAGACUUAAUACAUAAAGUACUACACCCAGCUUUUUUGGAAAAAACUUAUGGAAAACAUUGUAUAGGCUAUGGAAGAGAAAUUUUAACAUUACACAACACUGCUAAAAUAUUUUGCAAAGAUUCUAAAAUUAGUCAACUUACUGACAAAGAACUAAUUAUCAUGGCUAAAAAGUACACAGAUUAUGUGCCUGAUGAAAAUUAUGUUAAACAGUACAAUGUGACUGAAAGGAUGUUUUUGGAUGUUUUAAACAUAUUAAGAGAAGCUCGUGGCAAUGACUUUGUAAAGGGUGGUCAUAUUCUGACACAUCAUCAAAGGGGAGAUAUUAUAUUGUGUAAUGAUCGAAAGGGAUUUGCAAUGCCAGUAGGAGAUAAAUUUGACAACAAAUAUUUUGGAUUAACAAGAUCCCCUCCAGAUGAUAAUAUUUGGAUUGCAUUAGUAAUUGGAGGAAGAAAUGCUUUUAUCCGUAACACUAAAAUACCAAGUGGUCAAUUUAAAAGUAAAAUCAGAGAACUUAACACCUUGGGCUUCUGUGCUGAACUGAUAUCAUGGGAUGUGUUAAGAAAAUGUGAAACAAAAGAAGCCAAGUUGGAAUAUUUAAAUAAUCUAAUUGAAGUAGCUAUUAAAAAUAAAAGAAGUUACUACUACUCCACCUAA